Molecule: messenger RNA, 2877 nt
Organism: Thyridium curvatum
Lineage: Eukaryota; Fungi; Ascomycota; Sordariomycetes; Thyridiales; Thyridiaceae
Exons: 3
Coding region: 1-2877 (958 amino acids)
Biological process (GO): intracellular protein transport; endoplasmic reticulum to Golgi vesicle-mediated transport; intra-Golgi vesicle-mediated transport
Cellular component (GO): cytoplasm; COPI vesicle coat
Molecular function (GO): structural molecule activity
Source: RefSeq, a predicted model, not a curated record
AUGGCGUCCUUCCUCGAGAACGCGUACAGCCUGGUCCACAUGGACAAUGCCGCCGACAUCCCCUCCGUCAACGAUCUCAAGAACCAGCUGGAGAAGGGCACCGACGAUAGCAAGGUCGAGACCAUGAAGCGCAUCUUGACCAUCAUGCUCAACGGCGACCCCAUGCCGUCCCUCCUGAUGCACAUCAUCCGCUUCGUCAUGCCUUCCAAGUCGAAGCCCCUCAAGAAGCUGCUCUAUUUCUACUAUGAGAUCUGCCCCAAGCACGAUGCCGGCAAGCUCAAGCAAGAGAUGAUUCUCGUCUGCAACGGUAUCCGGAACGACCUGCAGCAUCCCAACGAGUACAUUCGAGGCAACACUCUGCGCUUCAUCGCCAAACUCAGGGAGCCCGAGCUGCUCGAGCCCCUCCUCUCCUCGGCCAGAUCCUGCCUCGAGCACCGACAUGCCUACGUGCGCAAGAACGCGGUCUUUGCCGUCUCUUCCAUCUACCAGCACUCUCCCUCCCUCAUCCCCGACGCUUCAGAUCUGAUCGCCACGUUCCUCGAGAGCGAGAACGACGCCACCUGCAAGCGCAACGCCUUUGCGGCCCUCGCAUCCAUAGAUCACGACAAGGCUCUGGUCUACCUCAGCUCGGUCUUUGAUGGCAUUCCCAACGCUGAGGAACUCCUGCAAUUGGUGGAGCUCGAGUUCAUCAGGAAAGAUGCGGUCCAGAACUCGCAAAACAAGGCUCGCUACCUUCGCCUGAUCUUUGACCUCCUCGAGGCGGGCGCGUCGACAGUCGUCUACGAGGCUGCGUCGUCUCUGACUGCGCUCACCAGUAAUCCCGUGGCAGUCAAGGCGGCAGCUGGCAAGUUCAUCGAGCUGAGCAUCAAGGAGGCCGACAACAACGUCAAGCUCAUCGUGCUCGAUCGCGUCGACCAGCUCAGGCAGAAGAACCCUGGUAUCCUGGACGAUCUCGUGAUGGAGAUUCUCAGAGUCCUCUCGAGCCCCGAUAUCGAUGUGCGGAGGAAAGCUCUUGGCCUGGCGCUUGACAUGGUUUCCAGCAAGAAUGUUGAGGAGGUUAUCCUGCUGCUCAAGAAGGAGCUCUCCAAGACGGUCGACCAGGAGUAUGAGAAGAACACCGAGUACCGCCAGCUUCUUAUUCACUCCAUUCACCAAUGCGCCAUAAAGUUCUCAGAGGUCGCUGCCAGCGUUGUCGACCUCCUCAUGGACUUCAUUGCCGACUUCAACAACGCCUCUGCUGUCGACGUUAUCAACUUCAUCAAGGAGGUCGUUGAGAAGUUCCCCAAGCUGCGGCCGUCCAUCGUGGCCAGGUUAGUCGACACGCUCAGCGAGGUGCGGGCCGGAAAGGUGUACAGGGGCAUUCUCUGGAUCGUCGGCGAGUACUCUCUGGAGGAGAAGGACAUCAGGGAGGCGUGGAAGCGCAUUCGGGCUAGCUUGGGCGAGAUUCCCAUUCUAGCUUCCGAGCAGCGCCUGCUCGACCACGUCGACGGCGAGGAACAGGAGAAGGAGCAAGAACAGGUCAACGGUCACUCCAAGGCUGCUCCCACCGGAUCCAGGAGAGUUCUUGCUGAUGGCACGUAUGCCACCGAGACUGCCCUCACCAGCCAGUCCGCGGCCGCGGCCAAGUUGGAGGCUGUCAAGGCCGCUCAGAAGCCUCCUCUGCGACAGCUCAUUCUCGAUGGCGAUUACUAUCUGGCCACUGUUCUGUCCGCUACGCUCACCAAGCUCGUCAUGCGCCACGCGGAGAUCUGCGAGGACAAGGCGCGCACGAAUGCCCUGCGCGCUGAGGCCAUGUUGAUCAUGAUCUCCAUCAUCCGUGUCGGCCAGUCCCAGUUCGUCAAGGCUCCCAUCGACGAGGACUCUGUUGACCGUAUCAUGAGCUGUGUGCGCAGCCUGGCCGAGUUCAACGAGCACCCUGAGCUCGAGACUGUCUACCUCGACGACACCCGCAAGGCUUUCCGUGCCAUGGUCGCUGUCGAGGAGAAGAAGCGGGCGGCCAAGGAGGCUGUCGAGAAGGCCAAGACGGCCGUGCAGGUGGACGAUGUCGUUUCCAUCCGCCAGCUCAGCAAGAAGAACGCUGGCGAUGGUGCCGAUGCGAUCGACCUUGAUCUCGAGCGGGCGACUGGUGGCGAUACCAGCGGUGCUGAGGACCUGACCAGCAAGCUGUCGCGCGUUGUUCAGCUCACUGGCUUCUCCGACCCUGUCUAUGCCGAGGCUUACGUCAAGGUCCACCAGUUCGAUAUCGUCCUGGAUGUUCUCCUGGUGAACCAGACCACCGAGACUCUUCAGAACCUCUCGGUCGAGUUUGCCACCCUCGGCGACCUCAAGGUCGUUGAGAGACCGACGACCCAGAACCUGGGCCCUCACGACUUCCACAACGUCCAGUGCACCAUCAAGGUGUCUUCCACGGAUACGGGUGUCAUCUUUGGCAACGUUGUGUACGACGGCGCGCACUCGACCGACACCAACGUGGUGAUCCUCAACGACGUGCACGUCGACAUUAUGGACUACAUCCAGCCGGCCACGUGCACCGAGACGCAGUUCCGCACCAUGUGGACCGAGUUUGAGUGGGAGAACAAGGUCAACAUCAACAGCAAGAUCAAGACGCUGCGCGGCUUCCUGGACGAGCUGAUGAAGGCGACCAACAUGAACUGCCUGACGCCCGAGGGUGGCAUGAAGGGCGACUGCCAGUUCUUGAGCGCCAACCUGUACGCUCGCAGCGUGUUUGGUGAGGAUGCCUUGGCCAACUUGAGCAUUGAGAAGCAGGGCGAGGACGGACCCAUCACAGGCUUCGUCCGGAUAAGAAGUCGCUCGCAAGGUCUCGCGCUCAGCUUGGGGUCGCUGAAGGGGCUGAACAAGAUUGGCACGGCCGCUUGA